Messenger RNA from Coffea eugenioides, 2227 nucleotides. RefSeq lists its product as uncharacterized. The record is from RefSeq and is a predicted model, not a curated record. Gene Ontology annotation, biological process: double-strand break repair. Gene Ontology annotation, cellular component: nucleus; site of double-strand break. Bases 41 to 1738 code for a protein of 565 amino acids. NCBI's taxonomy places the organism in Eukaryota, Viridiplantae, Streptophyta, Magnoliopsida, Gentianales, Rubiaceae. The transcript has 11 exons.
GGGUUUUGUUUUGAACUCUGUCCAAUGAAAUGAUACAGCAAUGGCGGAUUUGAAGAAGACAUGGAGCGUGACGUACACGAAGCACGUCAAGCAGAAGCGCAAAGUCUACCAAGACGGCUUUCUACGCUUUCACUCUUCAAAAAAUAAGGUCAUUCUGUAUGAUGACUGCGAGAAUGUCUUGGACAGCAGAUUUGUAAAGAAGGAUGACACCAUUGCAUCCGGUGAAGUGUUGGCAUUUGAUUUUUAUCUUGUCAAUAUUGGAGAUCGGCAACAAGACCACGAUCCUGUAUCGAAGUCUAAUAUUUUACCAACAGCCUCAAAGAUUAACAGGACAUGUGAAUCAUUUCAGAGCCCUAAAUUUGAAAGGAAACCUUUGGGGCCAAAAAGAGCAAGAUUAAUCAAUCUGAGUCCAUCACAGAAGGUGAUACGAGAGUUCAAGAAGAGUGAAAUGACCAAGUAUGGCUCUUCAUUAGGUUGCCCUGAAACAACAAAAUCCAGCAACAUAGAAUGGCAGGUCUUAUACACUACCCAAGUAACUCAAAAGGCUAAGAAGUAUCAUGAUGGGUUUUUACAGCUUCUCACAUGUGGAUCAUCAUGUAAACAGGUAUUGUUGUAUGAUGAAACCAGGAGACUCUUGGAAAGCAGGUUUCUGAAAAAGGAUGAGAUAAUCAGAUCUGGUGAAUCAAUAGCAUUUGAUGGACACUUAGUGGACAUUGGAGAAUGUGAAGAAGAUCAUAAACCUCCUAUCGACUCCAAUAUUAGAAAAACCAAUUGCAAUAUGGAUGGUCAAAAGAAAGCAGCAUGUGGCCCAUUACAUUCCCUCAACCAACUUCCUACUGGAGAAAAUGAAGCUCUUGCCAGGAAGCAAAUGACUUCAAAUUUUAAAGGCUCCAUUGAUGAGAGUAACAUAUUUGCUGAGGAAGUCAGCAAAAAUCCAAUACGUGCUGCACAUGAGAUCUUAUCAAUUCUCAGAAAAGCCAAGAGUGAAAAGGAUGUUGCAACGAUGAAGAGUUUGUCCAUAGAGGGUUUCCAUGCUUCAGAGUCAACCAGUUUCUUUCAGUCUGAUAGUAGUUGUCAGAGAAAGGAACAACUGCAAGAUGUCUGUAAUGAAGGAAGCACAACUAUUCACCUGGAUGAAGAAAAUUCACCAAUGCAGAAAGAUGACAGUGAGAUUUCAAAAGAUGAAGCUACUAAUGAAAUUCAUUUGGUUGAAAUUUCAAAAUCAGCUGAAAAAGGAUCUGAAAAUAGCCCUAGCUUCUUUUUAGGAUCUGAAACUACAAACCUCGUCAACCACAUGGUUGAUACUGAUCAUACUGAGAGUAGUAGGAGAUAUCUGGACACUCCAGUUCUGGAGCCCGAAGAUUUGGCUACUGUAAAGCUGGAGUUAAAGACACCAAUUACAUCAGUCUUGCAAGACACAUCAAUGGGAGAUCUGAAAAGCAGGAAUUGCACUCAACAGGUUUUCUGCAAAGAGAACUCCACUGGAGGUACAGCUGCAGCAGCAUCUGGGUCUGACACCAGUCAAGUCAUUGCCGAACCGAAGCACGAAAAGCUUCCCCAGCCUUGCGUAGAUAGCAAGGAAAUUGAUACUAGAUGGCAGAAUGGAGUCCAUUUUAUUGAUUUGGCAACUUCAAGUAAUUCCACCCCUCGUGAGGUCGCAGAUGAUCAAAAUAUUUCUGAGCAGGAUAUAAGCUCAAAGAGAACAGAUGAAUUCCCCAGUUUUGAACUCGGAUUUUGAUUGGGGAUCAAGGUCAUGCCUUUCUACAGUUCCACUACAUCUUCUGAAUACAUUCAUGUUGUUGAGCGUCGAAUGAAGCAUAGUGCUCAGCUCGUUGUCAUAGCUGAAGGUGUGCAUAUGAACUUCACAAGACAAUCCGUUCGGUGGAGUAAAGAUCACACAGCCUGAAGCUUCCGUUGGAUGCUGAUUUGGGAGUAAAAGUUUUCUCCCUUUUUAGCUGCCAUCAUCAUUUCUGUUAAAUGGAAGUCACACAAACACUCGACCACCAAAGUUCUCUAUUAAACUAAACAGCGUUGUACCUUUGUAUACGCGAAUUAAUGUGCGUCGUUCUCAACUUGUCAUCGGGAAACAAUCUUCUCGAUUAUUUCCACGACCCAACUCGGUUGACAAAAAUAUUACUCCGUCAGAUAUCUCAAAACCCAACUCGGGUAGGAUAUUAGUCUCGCAACAACGUCAGUGGUUUAACUCCCGAGCACUUCCUUUUUCCUU